AUGCCUCGUCUACAGACAUAUACGGAAAGACCGGUGGUACUGCUUACAAACGAUGAUGGUCCUCCAUGCGCUUCUUCACCCAACAUCUUCUCAUUCUGCAAACUUCUGCAAUCACGUCUGGGAUGGGAUGUGAGAGUAGUGAUACCGGACUGUCAGAAGUCAUGGGUCGGCAAAGCGUAUGCGAUCAGCGAUGUCAUCUCGGCGAGCUACUUUUAUCCUCUAGAGCCUGAAGGACUUACUGGCGAUAUCACCACUACGCCCAGGCCACUGAAAGAAGGUGAAACAAUGGAGUGGAUACUUCUUUCCGGUACACCAGCAACAUGUACAAAUAUAGCUUUGCAUAACCUCUAUCCUGGUGAGAUAGACUUAGUGAUAUCCGGACCUAAUCAUGGUCGGAAUUCCUCCACUGCAUUCGCUUUAUCAUCCGGAACCUUAGGUGCGGCAUUAGCAGGAGCACUGUCUAUACCUCUUCCUGGACCUUCGACUGGCGAACCCUCAUUACAUACCGAUCAUAUACCUUGUAUAGCCGUUUCAUAUGGAGUAGUCACUCGGCCCGUCACUUCGAGGGUAUUGGAAUUGGCUACGGACGCAGCUGUAGAUGUAUGUGAGAAGCUAUUUGACGAUUGGGGAUGGGAUGAGGAUCGCGAGAAGGGAAGACAUUUGGUGCAGGUUUACUCGGUGAAUAUACCGCUGGUAGAAGGUGAUUUGGAAGUGGGGAGGAGAAAGACGGCAUGGACGAAUAUGUGGAGAAACUCUUAUGGAAGGUUGUUCAAGGCUACUACGUUGACACAAGCGAAUUAUGAUCCAGGAGAUAACUCUAAUCAAAAUCGUUCAUCGCCUUCAUCCUCCAAUAAUCAACCUCAAAACAACAAUAUCCCACCUAACUCUUCAACCACAUCUACAGCUGGACCAGGUGCCCUACCAACACCAGUACCUUCGUCACCUGAUUUCAAACGACAUGAUGGGCAAUUACGAUUUCAUUUCGCACCUAAUAUGAAACCCCUCCUGUUCCCUCCUGUUGAAAGCUUGCCGGUCGGCUCUGAUGCCUGGGCUUUCGCGAAGGGCUAUAUAGGUGUCACUCCUAUGCGAGCCCAGUUUGCUGGACCGAUAGAAGGGGGGUAUGGAUUUGGGAGGGAGGAGAAUGAUGGGAAGAAAGCUGGUAGUCUGUGGAAUUGA
This is a messenger RNA of Kwoniella botswanensis, 1176 nucleotides long. RefSeq names its product 5'/3'-nucleotidase SurE. The record is from RefSeq and is a predicted model, not a curated record. Lineage: Eukaryota; Fungi; Basidiomycota; Tremellomycetes; Tremellales; Cryptococcaceae. The transcript is spliced from 7 exons. The coding region runs from base 1 to 1176 and encodes 391 amino acids. Gene Ontology annotation, molecular function: hydrolase activity. Gene Ontology annotation, cellular component: P-body.